GCGAAAGUGAGAUAAAAAAAACUGUCUCGAUGGUUCUUCGUGGCUUAUUGGCUCCUGCGGCAGCUCGUUGGAGGAGAAGUAAGGUCGCGAAAAGAAGCCAGAACGCCGCCUGGGAUAGCGUAAAUGCGCCUGUCGGCCAAUUGGGAUUGUCACGUUAUGGACCGCAGGUGAUGAGCGUGCUGUGUUUAUGCACCUCUAGCGUCCACCAAUCUACCCGUAACGUCACGCAGGCCGGCAAGAUACUCCCGAGUCCGCCGUCAAACACCCUUUGCGAGCAGCGAAUAACGCCCUCGCAGGAAAUACCCACUGACGAGCUGGCUCUAUUAGCUAAGCUGGAGGAAGCCAAUAGGCUGAUCGAAUCAGAUGCAAAGUCACUGAAUUCUCUCCAGAGCAAUCAUAGCAGAAAGGGCUCCGAUACAUCUCAAGUGUCUGUGGCGUCGGGGGGCAGCGGAGGCAACGGCGAUGCUGCGCCCCGACGCCAUCCAGCCGACGGUGAAGAGAAUACGUGGACUCUCUGGGGUCAUAUAGUGGCUGACUGGGAUUAUAAUUGGAAGAAACGGAAAGAAUUUGUUAAGGAAUUGGUUCGUCAAGGCAUACCUCACCAUUUUAGGGGCAUUGUCUGGCAAUUAUUAAGCGGUGCCCAUGAUUCUCCAGUUAAGAAGCAAUUUGCCGAAUACAUUAAGGCAACAUCAGCUUGUGAAAGGAUAAUUAGAAGGGAUAUCGCUAGGACGUACCCAGAGCAUGACUUUUUUAAAGAAAAGGAUGGUUUUGGGCAGGAGAGUUUGUUUAACGUUAUGAAAGCAUAUAGCCUACACGAUCGCGAAGUAGGAUACUGCCAAGGUUCAGGAUUCAUAGUAGGAUUACUUUUAAUGCAGCAAAUGCCAGAAGAAGAAGCUUUUGCUGUACUCGUAGCACUAAUGCAAGAGUAUCGCUUGCGGGAUAUGUUCAAACCAAGUAUGGCUGAAUUAGGAGUGUGCAUGUAUCAACUGGAACAUUUAGUUGCUGAUGCACAUCCUGAACUUCAUGCUCACUUCACGGCCCAAGGUUUCCAUACGUCGAUGUAUGCAUCUUCUUGGUUUCUUACACUAUUUACUACAGCGCUAAGCCUUCCCCUAGCAUGUCGUAUUUUUGACGUCUUUCUAUCGGAGGGGAUGGAGAUUAUCUUUAAAGUUGCAUUGGCAAUGCUGCAGUUAGGCAAAGAAGAUUUGCUCAGUUUGGAUAUGGAAGGCAUGUUGAAGUUUUUCCAAAAGCAAUUGCCUGGGAAGGCCGAAAAAGAUCCUGAUGGCCUCAUGACGCUCGCAUAUGGAAUGAAAAUCAAUCCGAAAAGAAUGAAGAAACUAGAAAAAGAUUACACCAUUUUAAAGAUGAAGGAGCAAGAAGAGAUGGUCGAGUUACGCAGGCUCAGAGCAGAAAACAGAUUGCUUAGGCAAAGAACUGAACUUCUGGAAGCGGAAUCCGCCGAACUAGCUGAUAGAUUAGUUAGAGGUCAAGUGUCACGCGCCGAAGAGGAAGAGACUGCUUUCAUAGCUCAAAGAGAAUUGGCAGCGCUUCGUCAUUCACAUCUCGAGACCAGCCAUCAACUCGAACAAGCUCAUGAAGAAUUGAGAUCAUUAUCGGUUCUUCUUGAGGAGAACGUAACAUCUAGACAGUCAUCACUAGACGAGAUAGUAGUGAAACAAGAAGCCUUAUCACAGAAAGAGGAGAUGAUACAAUGUUUGCAAGAGGAAUUGGUUAGAGUUAGAUUACAUGAGGCAGAAAACGAUGCAUUGAUUAGAGAACUCAGAGGAAGGAUACAAGAAUUAGAACAAGAUAAGAAGACUCUGCGCGAAUCGACGCCAGACAAUUCCGUAGCUCAUUUACAGGAAGAACUUAUUGCAGUUAAGCUUAGAGAAGCAGAAGCCAAUUUAUCUUUAAAGGAUCUGCGGCAGAGGGUUAUGGAGUUAAGUGCAGCUUGGCAGAGGCAUCUACAAGAACAUCGGUCUGCUCAAUCAGUGCCUGCCGCUGAUUCUACGCCAAAGAAAUUGCUUUUUUGGGAAAAUCGGGGUCAUGAAGUACAGAAGUUUGAGGAAGAUUUAAUGACGACCAGAAUUCGGGAGAUGGAAGCGUUGACUGAAGUUAAAGAGUUACGACUUAAAGUUAUGGAGCUUGAAACUCAAGUGCAAGUAGCAACUAAUCAGCUCCGUAGACAAGACGAGGGCGGAAAAGUACUUAAGGACGAAUUGGAAGCUGCAUUAGCACGAGAGAAGGAUCUAGCUGCCAAAUUUAGAGAACAACAGCAUAAGUAUUCCGAUCUGGAAUCGAAAAUGAAGGACGAAGCUAUGAUGGCCAGGAUACGUGAUGCCGAACACGCGCAGUAUGUGGCAGAACUUACGCAGAAAAUAUCUCUUCUCGAAUUGAAGAAUGAAGAGAUGCAUGCGGAAGGUGAACUUAGGAAUAAUUUAGAUGACAGUGAGAAAGUAAGGGAGCUUCAAGAUAAAGUUGCUGAAUUAAAAGCCGAGGUCAUGAGACUAGAGAGUUGGAAACAACGAUGGACGGGACUCGGCGGACAAACCAUGCGAAGUUUUAGCGUCGAUACUGAAAGCGAAUUGGACGAGCGGGAUCUCAGAAUUUGCUUGCAGGAUCAUAUCAAUACGACCACGCCAAACUCACCUGAGGUAUAGAAUUCUAUGUAUACCAAGACCAUUAGGCAGCUAAACAAUACUCCGUUAUCGAUACGCGCGAACUUUUUGUUCAUCAUCGGCUUUUGCUGUAGGAAACGCGUAUGCGCUUAGACCGUAACACAAGAGUAGACCGUAAUAAUCCUGUUUACAUGUAUUAGUUAUUAUUAGGCCAAAUAUAA
This is a messenger RNA of Mycetomoellerius zeteki, 2839 nucleotides long. It is a transcript of the gene Evi5, whose product is annotated as ecotropic viral integration site 5. NCBI's taxonomy places the organism in Eukaryota, Metazoa, Arthropoda, Insecta, Hymenoptera, Formicidae. The transcript is spliced from 9 exons. Bases 30 to 2660 code for a protein of 876 amino acids. Gene Ontology annotation, biological process: regulation of GTPase activity. Gene Ontology annotation, molecular function: small GTPase binding; GTPase activator activity. The record is from RefSeq and is a predicted model, not a curated record.